ACCAAAUGUACUAGAUUUAGUGGAGCUGGCACCCAACCAGAAACAUGUUGAUCAGAAUUUCUUCUCUGCUUGUUAGUGUUUUAUGUAUUCCUGUGCUCUGUGCUCCACAAGAAGACGAGUCUGGACCACUGAGUUAUGAGAUACUUUCAUCUUCUCACAGCAAUGUUGUGACCCCUCUCUCUCCAGAUGGCUUGCAAACACUUACUGUCCAUACGGAGGUUCAUGGAAGUGAGAUGGACGGCCAGGCAACAUCCAACAAAAACACCACCUAUCUAGUGAACAACAACGGUAACAUAACCGCAACAACCCUCAUCACCAACAACAUGGGCAACAACACUAUGACUUACGUUGUAAACUCAACAACCCCUUCUCAAACUGAGAGACCGCAGUAUUACGGUUAGUUCUAAAUAU
Messenger RNA from Macrosteles quadrilineatus (aster leafhopper), 411 nucleotides. RefSeq lists its product as uncharacterized. The transcript has 3 exons. The coding region runs from base 45 to 401 and encodes 118 amino acids. Lineage: Eukaryota; Metazoa; Arthropoda; Insecta; Hemiptera; Cicadellidae. The record is from RefSeq and is a predicted model, not a curated record.